Molecule: messenger RNA, 1491 nt
Organism: Stylonychia lemnae
Lineage: Eukaryota; Ciliophora; Spirotrichea; Sporadotrichida; Oxytrichidae
Source: the annotation of a GenBank genome assembly
AUGAAGAAUUGCAAGCAGGUAAGACCUAUUGGUGCUCAAUUACAACAUAAAAAUGCAGUCACAAAACAACACGACUGUGUGCUCAUGGCUGGUGAUAAUUGUAAUGCAAAUAAAUUAAUCAAUUAUAAUUUUAAAAAUGAAAAAAACUUAAAAUCAGAUGCAGCAGAGCAGCAGCCAACCCACUCACAAAUGAAUGGAUAAAUAUAGCCUUCACCCACAGGAACUAGCUCUGGGAGACGAUCAUAAAAACAAAUUUAGUAACACCAAGAUCAAUUGAAUAAUCCUGAAACUAGAGCACAAAAUGGAUAGCCGACAUCAGUUCCAUCAGUUUAAUAAACUUAACAAAUCAUUUAGCCUCAACAGCAAAUACCCCCUAACCAAGCACCUCAAACUCAACAAUAAAUGAUCCCUCAAAUUAAUCAAUAAUAGCCGCCACCUGGAGUAUUGCCUCCUCAGUAAUAAUAUGCUGGAACUCAACAAUAAAUUCCAGGACAGAUACCCCCACAGAUGCAAAAUCGACCUCCUGGAGUAGCCUCAAACAUUCCAAUGCAAUAGUAAAUGAUACCUGGUUAGAUAAGACCUUAGCAAUAAGGCUACCCUCCUCAAUAAUUCCCUCCUGGUUAGUAGAAUAAUCCAAAUUAUAUGGUUCCUCCGAACUAAUUUGCUGGCCAAAUUCCCCCUCAAAAUGUGGCAUCAAAUUAGUAAAUGUAUCCAUAGUAAUAGUAUCAAAGAAAUAAUAUGAUGCCUUAAUAGAUUCCUAAUCAGCAAUAUCCAAAUGGUUAACCCCCUUAAGUUGUUCCUAAUUACGGUUAACCAGCUAAUCAUGUUCAAGCCACUUAAAUGUCCUACCUGAGUCAGCAAAAUAACUAGUACUUGGGGCCAAAUAGCAUGAUCAUCUAAUAAUAACAGCAGCAGCAAUAGAUGAUAUAGAAGUUCGACUAAACAGUGUAGAACUAUGUUCAGAAUAUGUACUUGGAGAAGGCUGAACUGGGAGGCAUAUAAGUAGAAAUGCAAAAAACCAACUACAAUUAUCUGUCUAAAAACUAUGAGAAUUUUUUGAAGAUCGCUCCUCCCUAGGACAAGAUGAACUUUUUAUCUGAAACUCUGCUAAAGAGAAAGAGUUUGGUUAAUAAAUCUUCGAAGAGAUAUAAAGCAAUAUCAAAGAAGAAAGAGCCGAAUUCGGGUCCUGGCAAUAGGAACUCUAAUAAAGCUACACUUAAAUGUCCAGUUUAUGCUUGCUUCAGAGAGAUGCAUGAUGAUUAAUAAUUAAUGUAGCAUUACAACGAGGCUCAUUCGAACCUUAAGGCUAUGGGUUUAGAUCUAAUCCUUGAUGCCCAAUCUAGUUAGUUAGGUGGAGGUCUGAAAACCAAUGUGAAGGGCAAGAUUCACAAUAAUCUUUUAACAUAGACGUUGAUAAUAUCGAUUCUGCAUAAAACUUAGGUCAAAGAACUUCUUCAAGAAUUGAAUGAUGAACUGCCUGCGUUAGAUUGA